This is a messenger RNA of Didymella exigua CBS 183.55, 860 nucleotides long. RefSeq lists its product as uncharacterized. The coding region runs from base 129 to 500 and encodes 123 amino acids. The record is from RefSeq and is a predicted model, not a curated record. Lineage: Eukaryota; Fungi; Ascomycota; Dothideomycetes; Pleosporales; Didymellaceae. The transcript has a single exon.
GUCCUCGUGGUGUAGUGCAGUGUCCAUCCCACUCCACAUCUCUAUCCUUGAGCAGAGCAACUGUAACCCAUCCUCCGCAUCUCAAUCCCCAACUAUUUGCCAAUCGGUCAAAUACAUCAAAGACAACAAUGCGCUUCCUUUGCUUCGGCACGAAGCCCACGCCCUCCCAGACAUCCGUACCUGUCGGUCCCAGUCCUGUUUCCGUGUUAUCGCCUCCCUCGCCUGCGAGCUCCUCUGUCGCAAUCAAGACGCCUCGCGCUGCCGGCAGUUCCACGGAAAAAAUUGAUAGGCAGGAGAACUUUACGCCAAAGUACGUUCGCGUUGAUCCACCAAAGUCAGCUGUAAGGUCUAGCGGCGGCGGCUACAGUGGCUACAGUGGCUACAGUGGCUAUAGUGGCGGCGGUGGUGGAUACAGUGGCGGAGAUGGUGGGUGUAGCAGUGGGGGAGAUGGAGGAGGAGGAGGAGGAGGCGGUGGCGGCGGCGAUGGAGGAGGUUGCUGAAUGGCUCGUGGUUCUUCUCAGGGCGGAUUAAAUUCGUGGCGCGAUCAUAGAGUACACAUCUGUGUCGGGUGUACAGCCUUUCGGGAAUCCGUAGGCCGCUAUGUCUUCAUUCAAAAUGCCAGUUCGGUUCCCUCUCCUUGACUUCCGGGCCACAAUUUUGCUGCGUCUUCGGUGCCUAGGUAGACAAGGUAUGGUACUUCUGCUAGUGGCCCAUGGCCGCUCUCAUCAUUGCCUCUGUACACGUUUAAAUCUCCCCUUAGUGCUCCCGGGUCACUUCAGUUCAUUCCAGGCGUACACGUAAUUCCCGAUUCGCCUUGCAGCCACACCGUAUCAUUGGCAUUGUAUCAUGGAAAAUCUGAC